This is a messenger RNA of Hevea brasiliensis (rubber tree), 829 nucleotides long. Its product is annotated as AP-2 complex subunit sigma. Gene Ontology annotation, cellular component: AP-2 adaptor complex; intracellular membrane-bounded organelle. Gene Ontology annotation, biological process: protein transport; clathrin-dependent endocytosis. The record is from RefSeq and is a predicted model, not a curated record. The transcript is spliced from 6 exons. Gene Ontology annotation, molecular function: clathrin-cargo adaptor activity. The coding region runs from base 161 to 589 and encodes 142 amino acids. Lineage: Eukaryota; Viridiplantae; Streptophyta; Magnoliopsida; Malpighiales; Euphorbiaceae.
CUGUAUGCAUUAAUCACAUGCUAGAUUUCACUCUCCGUUUCCCUUUCGAAAUUUCAACCUGCACCCCGGAACUGGGUCGAAGAAAUAGCCUAGAUUUGUAGUAUCUGCACAUAAUUCGCAAUCGUUGUUUGAUUAUUUGUUGUUUGAUCUUUCGAUAAGAAUGAUCCGAUUCAUACUUCUGCAGAACAGGCAGGGAAAGACUCGUCUUGCCAAAUAUUACGUUCCUCUUGAGGAUUCCGAGAAGCACAAAGUCGAAUACGAGGUUCAUCGGCUGGUGGUUAACAGAGAUCCCAAGUUCACGAAUUUUGUUGAGUUCCGAACACACAAGAUCAUCUACAGGCGGUAUGCUGGGUUAUUUUUCUCACUGUGUGUUGAUAUAACAGAUAAUGAAUUGGCAUAUUUAGAGUGCAUCCAUUUAUUUGUGGAGAUAUUGGAUCAUUUCUUCAGCAAUGUUUGUGAGCUAGAUUUGGUAUUUAACUUUCACAAGGUUUAUCUGAUACUUGAUGAAUUUAUUCUUGCUGGGGAGCUCCAAGAAACAAGCAAGAAGGCAAUAAUAGAAAGAAUGGGCGAAUUGGAGAAGCUCGAGUAGACAUCUGAUUUGUAGUUGAGAGCAUUUAGAGAUUUCAUUUUUCAUUUUCUUAUUCUUUUCCCCCACCUUGUUUUGUUCCAGUUCUGCAUUUAUUUGUUUGCUCACUUGGGACAGCCAGUUCUUCCCUUGUAAUAUUUGAAAAAUUAAAGCCUGAAAAUUUCAUAUGUACAUCGCCCUUGGUGUUUGGAACAAUGGGGCUAAUCAUUUAUUAUCGAUGAAAACCUAACUGGAUUUCACCUA